Molecule: messenger RNA, 330 nt
Organism: Protopolystoma xenopodis
Lineage: Eukaryota; Metazoa; Platyhelminthes; Monogenea; Polystomatidea; Polystomatidae
Source: the annotation of a GenBank genome assembly
GCGCAGAAGAACUUCAUUGUAAACCUGUUCAAUGAGACAAAAAGUGCCGUGGGAAGUGACUUCAACGACCAGCUGAACCGACUAUCAUCGGUUUGGCACGAGUACAACCGACUUUUGGAUAGAUUCGAAGACCUCAUAAACCCACUCUUAGCGGGCUGCAACUUAAUCGAAAAGCUGGAGAAAUUCUGGUCCACAUGGCCAAAGCAGAUGUCAGAAGCGACGAGCAAUGAGACCAAACUUUCUGAACUUCAGGUGAGCCAGAAGUUUUGCAAUUCUGUCCCCUUCUUUGUUGGUACGUCUCGCCGAAGAAAGAGGAUUAGAAGGGUUUAG